Messenger RNA from Microsporum canis CBS 113480, 1113 nucleotides. RefSeq lists its product as uncharacterized. NCBI's taxonomy places the organism in Eukaryota, Fungi, Ascomycota, Eurotiomycetes, Onygenales, Arthrodermataceae. Bases 1 to 1113 code for a protein of 370 amino acids. The record is from RefSeq and is a predicted model, not a curated record. The transcript has 4 exons.
AUGCUCAUGUCCGGGCCAGCGUACAUGGGGACCACUGUGCUGGUCCUCGCCUGGUUUCUUGCCGGCGUUGCUAUCUGUGUUGUUGGUACCAGAUACUAUGUCAGGUGGAAAAUCGUCGGGAGGUUCACAGUGGAUGAUGCGCUUAUUUUGAUCGCACUCGCCCUUGGGAUAGGAAAUUCUACAUUCCUAACAAUUUCCACCCAUUGGGGGCUAGGAACCCAUAUAGCAGAAUUAUCCAAACAGCAAAUUAUGUAUACGGUGAAAUGGGUAUAUCUCUGCGAAUUCUUCUCCAUCAUGUCGCCUGGGGUUAGCCGCAUCGCUUAUGCGUCGUUAUUGCUUGGUCUUCUUCCCCCGAUUCAAUGGCGAAGUCGAUUGCUUUGGACCCUAAUAUGGAUUCAAUUUGUGGUUGAUAUUGGGACCGUAAUAAUCAGCUUCGUCCAGUGCCGGCCGAUAUAUAAGUUCUGGGAUCCCAGUGCCCCAGGUCACUGCUGGCCGCCGACUGUGCAGCAAUAUGUAGGCUACUUUCAGGGCAGUGUAUGCUCCGCGGUUGACCUCGCCCUUGCCGUCUUUCCAGCCAGCAUAUUUUGGAAUCUGAACAUGGAACUUAAGAAGAAAAUAUCGCUUUCGCUCUUAAUGGGCCUCGGAGUCAUUGCAAUGAUUGCAUCAAUUAUCAAAACUAUCCAGUUGAGAGCAAUCACAGCAAGAGCGGAUAUCACUUAUGCUAUGGCCCAUCUCGCUACUUGGUGGACCUUGGAAGCGUAUCUCGUCAUCAUCGCAACCUCUAUACCCACACUAAGGCCCAUCAUGACACCGAAUAAACAAAGAGACGGCUCGAACAAGAGAUCGAAUGUCAGCGACUCCCACCAGUCCAGCUAUAUUCACAACAAACAGUUUGAAAAAACCGAUGAUCGAAAGCUUCUGGAUAGAAGCUGUGGCUCAAGGAAUAGUACCCCGAAUAAUACUGAGGUCUAUCUUAUGGAAGAGGGCAAGGGGCAUGACAGCUAUAGCUCUGAAGGAAUAGAUGGAAUAAAGAAGGUGACAACCAUUGGUGUGGCAUAUGAAGCCGCCACUGAUAAAGACCAGAGAAAGUCGAUGGGAACUGGUUUUGAAUAA